Molecule: messenger RNA, 3356 nt
Organism: Hippocampus comes (tiger tail seahorse)
Lineage: Eukaryota; Metazoa; Chordata; Actinopteri; Syngnathiformes; Syngnathidae
Gene: gpbp1l1
Product: GC-rich promoter binding protein 1-like 1
Exons: 12
Coding region: 1446-2930 (494 amino acids)
Biological process (GO): DNA-templated transcription; positive regulation of DNA-templated transcription
Cellular component (GO): nucleus
Molecular function (GO): RNA binding; DNA binding
Source: RefSeq, a predicted model, not a curated record
UGGUAAGCGCGUAGAAAACCCAAACAAACAUCACUAGCUACUCAACCACAGCGUUAUACUCACACUGGAGUGUCAUUUCGUUGUGAUCGGACUGCUUCGUAUACCCUCGAAUCUAUUAAAGGCUGUUUUGCUUGGGAGAAGGUACGCGGAAUUGUCAGGGCAACAUUUGCAAGUUAGCUCGCUAACACGUAGCGAGCUGAUGAAUGUGUGCUGCCGCUGCUAAGGUGCAGCUCCUUUGCAGAAUCAACUGAAAACCAGGAAGUAAAUAGAAAACUGUUCAGCAAGGCAAACGCUUCUUAAACCAGGAAAACAUUUUCAACACUUUAACGUUUUGGGGUUGCGAUUUUCCUCUAGGAAGGCCGAAAGAUUUUUUUUUGGACAAGACUGAUCAAUAUAAGGGAGCUUUUUACAAUUUUUUGAACUCUAAUAUCUAUGAAAUCAGACCUUCGCCAGCUUUCAUCUUCCAGAAAACUACACAUAGUUAGAUGGGCAUUCUACAAAUAUGAACGCGAAUCACUCAACGAUAAAGACAUCUUUAUAAUGCAUCACCCAUCCAGCUCUCUGUUUCACUAACCAGAAAUGAAAAUGACGGCAAUGUAGCUAACACAGGUCUGUUGUCUUCAUUGUCAUGUGACUUUGAACUAGCAAGCAUCUUUACCUUCCAACUCUGGCAGUCUUUUCACCACAUUAAUGAGGUGAUCAGUGGGUUUCCUACAAAAGACUGUCCCUAAACUCUUUUUUUUUUCUGCAUGCGUUUCACUAGAUUCUAAAAUGAUUCGGUAAAAGUUGAAUUGAUGCCAAUACCUACUGGCCCACAGUGUGGCAGGACGACACUUGUUUCAUUCUCCCCGUCUUGGUGUCAGAGUGGAACUGCUUCACAAACUGCUGUCCAUGUGCAUGGGCAAAGCCCUUCUACACUUCCACAAGCUCACAACCUAGUUCUUCUGAACCCGUGGGACAAAUGACCCCCCAUCAAUAGAAUCUUUUGCAAAUUCGGCAGAGUCUGCUCAUGUUUCAUGUGUCCCAACUAAAUCAUUGAACAACUUUAAACCGUAUCACUCGGGACAAGAUUUGCUUCGGGAGCAUCUUGGGAAUCUUGUUCCUCGGAGACGACUUCACUUGCGUGUUUGGAAAUCCAUCCUCUUCCUUCUUUGGCUUGUCGUCUGGAUCACCGAUUCCAGCUGAUUCCUGCAACCCUUGACCCGUCUCCCAGUGAUCCACCCUGGACGAAGCGAUCUGCCUCUUGGGAAAGGGGCUGCGCUGUCCUCCCAGAGAUUUAGAGGGGUAGUGUUUUUGCCGCUCCCCGUCUGUCAGUGCCAUCAGGCCUGAAGAACAGAGACCAGGUGGACGAAGGGAGAAGGCCAAGGACUUCAGAGCCAUUGACUCUGGGAUCCUGGCCAUGAGGUUUGAUGCCUCAAUCCACUGACCAGAAACACUGGACCUAAAUGGCGCAGCAUGACUUCGUCCCUGCCUGGCUUAACUUCUCCACACCCCAGCCUGCCAAGUCCACUGCUGCCACCCUCGAUAAACAAGGCGAGCCCCACCACCACAGGGAAGGCAAAAAUGCUGUGAGCCGCCGCCGCCACAACUCUUCCGAUGGCUUCUUCAACAAUGGCUCCCUGCGCGCUCCAACAGGUGAUGGGUGGCAACAGCCCUCGCUGCUUCUGAGACAUGACUCUGUGGAUUCAGGCGUGGCCAAAGGGGGGCACAGCGGGCUAGCAGGGGGCUCGUGUUGGAAGGACACACCCACCUGGCACGGAGCUCCGAGGGGCGCCCAGGACGGCCACCAUCACCACCACCACCAAGGGCGCCACCCGAAACGGGGAGGGGGCGACAGAGACAGGCAGGGAGGGCACCGGCAGCGCAAUGGUAACUUCCAUCCCCGUAAGGGCACCUCAUACCAGGACAAGUUUCCCAACGAAGAACGCAAAGACAAAAAGGAUGACAAGCUGAAGUUUGUGGAAGAGGACUUUCCUUCCCUCAACCCUGAAACAACUGGAAAGCCCGGGACUCAGAUGAGAGCAGUUGCCCCCCAUGCUGGAGUGUGGGAAAAUCCUCCGAGUGGCAAGCAGAUGGUGUCCAAAAUGUUGGUUAUCAAGAAGGUUUCCAAGGAGGACCCCAGCACUGCCUUCUCGGCGGGCUUCGCGAGCGCCGGCGCCUUGCCAGCUAAUGGCGCUAAAGCGCCCAUCACAGGCUCCAGCGUCUACAAGAACCUGGUCCCAAAGCCUGCUGUGGCUCCCACCAAAAGCACCCAGUGGAAAGCCGGCGCAAGGGAGCUCGCCAAGUCUGGCCGAGAUUCCGUCUUUACCAACCCCGUCUCUGCUGCCAAACCCAGCACGCCGGUCAGUGCACUACAGCACAACACCCCUAAAGAGCAUCCUUCCAGCACGACGCCUCCCAUAGACAUCGCCCCGUCAAGGCUGAAGCUGAUGCGCCGUGGUCCGGACCGAAAGAGUGAGUUCCUGCGAGCUCUGAAGGACGAGGGCACCGGAGAACUGACAACAAGCAGCAGCCCGGGAACAUCAGGAGAGGGUGAAAGCAGCACCCCGGAACCCAAAGCCUACAGUGAGGAUGUCUGCCACGAGAAUGGGUUGUCCUACUCUCUCAGUGACUCUGACACAGAACACCUGUCCAGCUCCCUGGAAUCUGAGCACAGGUUGCUGAAGGCCAUGGGCUGGCAGGAGUACCCCGAAAACGAUGACAACUUCCUGCCUCUGACCGAAGAUGAGCUGAGAGAGUUUCAGACGAAAACGGAGCAACUGAAGCGCAACGGCCUGCAGAAGAACGGCAUUCUGCCCAGGGCGCGGGGUGUCACCCUCCACUUCACCCCCUGGAGGAGUGUGGCCGAGGCGCAUGUGGAGGAAGGGUCCGAGUCGGAAACCAGUAGCAGCAGCCAGACCUCUGACGACGACGACUGCAUCAAAUCCUAGCGUGGUUUUACGGAACAAAAAAAAGAGAAACAACGCAACAGCCAACACAUCUCAGCAAGCCACCCACCCUCCUUUCUAUCUCAUCUUUUUUUUUUUUUUUUUUUAAAGAGCACCAUUUUGAAUUUUUGAUUAUUUUUUGUUGUUGUUCUUGCACAAGGGAAAAACCAAUCAUAUCCCAGUGAAGGGGGAGAUUUCUGCUCUGCCAGACGUUGUUUUCCCUGCGUUUCCUCCUUCACUGCAGUCCUGCUCUCUGACCCUGCCCUCCUCCUCCUUUUUCUUCCUCGCUUUGUGGAACUGAAGUGUUCAUCAAGAAAAAGGGCAAUGAAUGCACACUUGAUUCUGCUUUAAACAGACUAACUCAUUUCAUUGAUGAUGCUGAUGACACAUUAUUAAUGAUAUUAAUAAAAUUGGUUCCUGACAAGCUGA